UACUAACACUCCUCUUUCUGACACCAUUUAGUUACUGAUGGGAGAUCAAGAUGUUAUUACGGAAGUCCCAGCAGCACUGAAACGGUUGGCCAAAUACAUGGUGCGUGGCUUCUAUGGGGUAGAGUACGCACUGGUCCUUGAUGUAUUGAUCCGAUACCCCUGUGUGAAGGAGGAUGACUUGUUGCUACUGCUCAAGUAUGAACGCAAACAGUUGCGCACUGUCCUCAACACACUCAAGGCAGAUAAAUUUGUCAAGCUGCGCAUGCGGGUUGAAACAGGGCCCAAUGGGAAGAGUACAAGGCAUAAUUACUACUAUAUCAACUACAAGGUGCUGGUGGAUGUGGUGAAGUACAAACUGGAUCAUGUGCGCCGGAAGAUAGAAGCAGAUGAGCGGGAUUCAACUACUAGGUCCUCCUUCAAGUGUCCGUCUUGCUUCAGCACUUACACAGACCUGGAAGUAAAUCAGCUGUUUGACAUAUUCACAGAGACUUUCCGCUGCACCUACUGCAAUGCUGAAGUUGAGGAGGAUGCCUCUGCGCUUCCCAAACGAGAUGCUCGAACCUUGCUAGCAAAAUUUAACGAACAGAUCGAACCCAUCUUUGCACUGCUGCGCGAGACUGAAGAUGUUGCUCUACCACAUGAUUUGCUUGAGCCUCAGCCAACAGAAAUUCCAGAGCUAUCAGAAAGCUUUGAACAGAAGGUGUGUUCAAGCAUCCUGGACUCCAGUACCCAUCCUGAGAAAUGGGCCAACAAGAAUUCAUCUGUUGCUAAUAUGUAUGUUCAAAACUUGGUCAUUGAUGUCCAAGAUUCUGAACCAAAGAAGAAAGGGAAGGAAAAAGUGACUAAAGAACAUCCUAUAUGGAUGACACAAAGUACUGUACAAGGAGCAUCUUCAUAUGCAACUGACUCCAAUAUUGAAACGUCCAAAGAAACUGAUGACUCUGUUAAAGAAGCUGUUCCUGAUAAUGAAGUAAUAAGGACUCUUCUCAUCCAUGAAUCUAAGUCUUCCUCUGGCACAGCUCAUCCCCCUCCUCUUGCCAAAAACAAACUGCUUGAGUCAGAAAGUGACACCAGUGAAUCAGAGGAGGAGGCUAAACAUGCAAAACCUGCGGUAGUUAAAGCAGCAGGGAGUGACUUGGAACAAGAGGAGCAGGAAACACUGGAUCCUACAGUAAUGGUUGCUGGACAGGCCCACUUGUACAGUGAAGUUAGUGACAAUCCAGAGCUAGUGUCACUUAUGACAGACGAAGAGAGAGAAAUUUACAUCAAGGUGGGACAAGAAAUGUUCCAGUCUGUCUUUGAGUAAAUGCAUGAAUUAAAAAGCAGUUAUACUGCACAUGUAAGUUUUUUAGAUGUGCUGUGUGAAGUUCCUGUUGUAGCUUAACCUACAGUUGUUGCUGGGUGAAACGCAUAUAAAGUUGAGGAUAUUUUUGUGAAGUUGGUGGUAUAGUCUAAAUUCUCUCCUUGGAGAGCUCGCUAUUUAAUUUUUACUUCUGUUGCUUCUCCAAAGCAACAAAGUGAAGAUGUUGCAGAUAACCUUGGUUGUUUCCAUAUAGUUCCUGUUUGUGAAACAGUCCUAAAUUUUGUUUAAUAUGCUAAGUAUUGUAACAAAAAGACAAAAUGUAAUGCUUUAAUUACUUUAGAAGCAGGAAUCAUCUUGUCUGAUCAAUAAAUAAAUCACACCAGGACACAAUUGUCUGAGUGCUAAAAUAAAUGCCUAAAACCAAGUGACCGAACCUAAAAGGAUUUAAUGGGUCAUGUAAUCCAUAUCC
This is a messenger RNA of Gopherus evgoodei (Goodes thornscrub tortoise), 1772 nucleotides long. RefSeq names its product general transcription factor IIE subunit 1-like. The transcript has 4 exons. The record is from RefSeq and is a predicted model, not a curated record. Bases 38 to 1306 code for a protein of 422 amino acids. Gene Ontology annotation, cellular component: transcription factor TFIIE complex. Lineage: Eukaryota; Metazoa; Chordata; Testudines; Testudinidae. Gene Ontology annotation, biological process: transcription open complex formation at RNA polymerase II promoter; transcription initiation at RNA polymerase II promoter.